CAAAUAAAAAAUCUAAAAAUACAUAAAAGUACGUCGUGAUUAUGUUCUACGUGAAGUUGUUAAAAUUCUGUCAUUGUGUUAUGUCAUUUUCAAAAUCGUUGGUUUUUUUUCAUUAAUUUCCUCAUUUCUUUCGAAAAAAUUCGAUUACACAAAUCUCAUCAAUUAACAUAAAGUUUUCAUCAAUAUCUUCGAACUAAUCUAAAAAAAAAAAAUUCCAACCUCAAAAGAUUAUCAUUGCCAAACACUGUUAUCACUUUGGCACCUUAAACUGUCAAUUUCUUAACAAUUUUCUAUUUGUGCAAGUCAGUACACGGUAAACACUGCGCUUUUUUAUUAGUUAUUUAAUCUUUAUCUCUUGGAUCAUUAUAUCUAAAAAUAACACUUAAAACAUGGUUGGUGAAACUAACGUGGAAGAAAUUGUGUUAAACACUUCGGAGAAGGAGAUGAAAGGUGAUGGUGAAGACGUUACCAAUGGAAUUGGAGUUGGAAAUGAAGCGGUUAUAAAAGAAAAAGUCGUGGAUGAAGGUGUUCAAGUUAAAAAGGAUGAUGAGGUGAAAGAAAUUACGGUGGCAAAGGAUGAUGAAGAUGAAGAAGAUGGAGAUAAAUGGGAAGAUGUGUUGGGAAGUGGGAGUAUUUUGAAAAGGGUGAUAAAAAAGGGCGAAAAUGAUUUGAAACCACAAAAGUAUCAUGUUUGUAAAAUUAAUUAUGUUUGCAAGUUGGAAAAUGGAUUGGAAGUGGAGCGUGAGGAAAAUUUUUUAAUGCAAGUUGAUGGCUGCGAUGUUGUUCAAGGUUUAGAUUUAUCAAUUGCAAUGAUGAAUGUAGGAGAAAUUUGUGAACUUAAAAUCCAACCCAGAUUAGCGUUUGGUGCAAAAGGCCUGCCCCCUUUAAUACCACCUAAUACAACAGUCAUUUAUGAAGUCGCUUUAUUAUCAAUAGUAGAAGAAGAAACUGAUAAUCUUUCUGUAGCUGAUAGAAAAGAAAGAGGUAACAACAAACGAAAAAGAGGUAAUUGGUGGUAUGGAAGAGGUGAAAACAUGUUAGCAAUCCAAUGUUAUCGAAGAGCAUUAGAUUAUUUAGAUGAAUUAGAAGGUGGAAUUAAAGACCCCAAUUCUAGUGAUAAUGAAAUAUCUGAUGUUGAUUUGCAAAGUUUAUUAGAGGAUAGAAUAAGCGUUUCUAAUAAUAUGGCAGCUGCUCAAAUCAAAUUAAAUCUAUUUGAUCAAGCUUUAAACUCUUUAGAGCUUGUUUUAAAAUGUCAACCUGAAAAUGUUAAAGCACUCUUCAGAAAAGCUAAAGUAUAUAAAGCUAAAAAUGAACUUCCAAUGGCUCUAAAGUAUUUACAAAAAGCUAACGAAAUUGCUCCAGACGAUCAGGAUAUUAUAAAAGAAAUCAGUACUUUAGGGGGAUUAAUCAAAAAGCAGAAAGUUUCUGAAAAACAGUUAGCUCAAAGAAUGUUUAAUUUAAAAGAUAAUGAUGAUAAGAAAAAGUUGGUAAAAAGUAAUAGAUCAAGAUUUCAAAUGUGGACAGUGUUUGGUGUAAGUGUAAUGGUAACUUUGGCAAGCAUAGCAGCAUAUAAGUUCAAGUAUAUGUAAAAACUCAAAAUAAAAUAAGUAAAAAAAGGUGAAGUUUUUAAAAAGAAGUAGCAUCUUGGGUGCAUUUACAUUGUAUUCCUUUUCAAACUUUUGUUUUUCUUUUUUUGUUACUAAAUAAACGUUUGUACAUUUUAAAAAGGA
Molecule: messenger RNA, 1730 nt
Organism: Onthophagus taurus
Lineage: Eukaryota; Metazoa; Arthropoda; Insecta; Coleoptera; Scarabaeidae
Gene: zda
Product: zonda
Biological process (GO): protein folding; negative regulation of apoptotic process
Cellular component (GO): membrane; mitochondrial envelope; cytosol
Molecular function (GO): protein folding chaperone; peptidyl-prolyl cis-trans isomerase activity; protein binding
Source: RefSeq, a predicted model, not a curated record